This is a messenger RNA of Phycodurus eques (leafy seadragon), 843 nucleotides long. It is a transcript of the gene c8h19orf25, whose product is annotated as chromosome 8 C19orf25 homolog. The transcript has 3 exons. NCBI's taxonomy places the organism in Eukaryota, Metazoa, Chordata, Actinopteri, Syngnathiformes, Syngnathidae. The record is from RefSeq and is a predicted model, not a curated record. Bases 353 to 658 code for a protein of 101 amino acids.
CCCAAAGCGUUUUGAGGCGGUGUUUCCAUUACUUCCGUAUACUUUGGAGUAUUUGAAAACGUUUGCUCGGUUAAUCAAUCACGAAUCGAUCGUGUUUGAAAUAUCGCUGCGCCAUGAAUACUCCAAGACGACAGGUGGCGCCCCCUCCCUAAAAAAAGGCCGUUGCAAUCAAACACUCAAACAAGAAGACGUUCUGCGACGUAGCACGUUUCCUACGAGGAGGAGGAGGAGGCAAGAGUUGAUCAUCUUUUGGCCACAAAAGUGGACUUUCGCUGAUUUACGAGUGAAUUUGACGGGGGAAAGCACGUCAAUAAACGGUGACGCCAAAGUCCAUGUAGCCAGCAGAAAAGCCAUGAACGUGAGUUUGAAAAGCAAGAAGCGCGUGGUCCUCCCCAGCAGACCCUCUCCGCCCAGCGUGGACCACAUCCUGGAGGACGUCAGCGGCGCUGAGCCCGGUGACCCGGUCUUCCGCAUCCUUCAGCGGCCCCAACAAGCGGGCGAGGCGGAGCGGACCUUCCGGCAAUGUCGGCGCCUCGCCGACGUCAAGCGGCAGCUGCAGGAAGUGGAGGCGGUCCUCCUGCGUCAGCGGGACCACCUGAGGGCGACGGGACGUCGUCUGGACCGCGAUGUGGCGGAGGUCAAAAGUGGACUAGGCUGACUGCUCUGGAGCUCCGCCUUCGACCUUUGACCUCACCGUGACGGUAGAAGUUGACUGGAGGGACGAGGGAAUGCAAACGUUGUUAAUGAGGACGCCCCCUGGUGGCUGAAGGCUGCUUGCACAUACAAACCUCAUCACACUCGUAUUAUUUUCAUAUGAUUAUUAAAGGGAUAUAUGAUGGAAAA